CCUUGUUUCGUUUCCUCGCGCAACCUCUCUCUUCUCUCGCUUCUUCUCAUUCACGGCGCUGGGCCUGUUCUUUGCCUUCUGUGUUGAUUGAUCUUUUUGUUGGCGUGGGAAAAAAACACACAACGCCAAUUCUCUGGCCCGAGCCAAUACGAUCUUGACACCCAACCGACACGAGAUCCUACGAAACACGCUCCGACAGGCAUUGCGACCGCAUCGAGAACCGGGAAAAUACAUCAACACGCACUGCGAGAAGGAAUAAGCAGGACAAGAUGGUCUACGUGCGGCAGCACAACCUCCCGGCCUUGAAAGAGUACAAGUACUCUGCCGUGGAUCGGUCGCUCGUGUCCAAAUAUAUCCUCAAGCCUUUCUACACCAACUUUGUCAUCCACUGCUUCCCAAUGAGCAUGGCGCCGAAUCUCAUCACCUUGACGGGAUUCUCGUUUGUCGUCCUCAACUUCUUGACCAUGUUGUGGUACAACCCCACGCUGGAUCAAGACUGCCCCAGCUGGGUGUACUACAGCUGGGCCAUUGGAUUGUUGCUCUACCAGACUUUUGACGCUGUAGACGGUGCCCAAGCUCGACGAACCAAACAGUCCGGACCCCUCGGCGAACUCUUCGAUCACGGUGUCGAUGCCCUGAACACGACUCUGGAGGUGCUCAUUUUCGCCGCUUCCCAGAACAUGGGCCAGGGCUGGAAGACGGUAGCUACUUUGUUUGCUUCUCUCCUCACCUUCUAUGUCCAGACCUGGGACGAAUACCACACCAAAACCCUAACUCUUGGCAUCGUCAAUGGACCCGUUGAGGGCGUGCUCAUCGUUGCCUCUGUCUUUGCCCUGACGGGCUUCAUGGGAGGCGCUCACAUCUGGCAACAGAGUGCCCUGGGCGCCAUUGGUGUUCCCGCAUCGCUGGGCAUUCCCCAAUUCAUCUACGACCUCACAUUCACCGAGUGGUACAUGGUCCAGGGAACAAUUGUCCUGGUGCUCAACACCGUGGAGUCGUCUGUCAACGUUAUUCGUGCGCGACGGGCUCGCGGCGACCGAUCACGAGGCGCCCUUCUCGGCCUUGGACCCUUUUUCGCCGUUUGGGCCCUGAUCGUUACCUACCUCUACCUGCAGCCAAACAUCCUCCACCACCACCUGAUUCCCUUUGCCCUGUUCGCUGGCCUCGUCAACGCGUACAGCGUCGGGCAGAUGAUUACCGCACACCUCACCAAGAUGCGCUUCCCCUACUGGAACAUCUUGGGCGUGCUGGUUGGCUUUGGCGUUGCCGACUCGAUUGGCCCGGUCCUGCUGAACAACUAUGGCGUUGGCUGGCCCAGCUCUCUUGGCGAUGGUGUGUACCAGACUGCCUAUGUUUUCCUGAUGCUCGGCACUGCUCUCGGUGUCUACGGAAGCUUUGUCGUGGAUGUCAUUGUUACGAUCUGUGACUACCUCGACAUCUGGUGCUUGACUAUUAAGCACCCUCACCACGAGGCGGCUGUCGUGAAGCCCAAUGGCAUCAAGAGCCACUAAGAGAAGACACUGUGUUGCGGAAAGACACUUGCAUAUCCAAGCACAUUCGCCACUUGGGUUUGUUGUAUAAUGUGGUGCCAUCCUCUUUUGAAAAGAAGAAGAAGAAUAAAAGAAAAAGAAGAAGAAGAAAAUAGCUCAUGCGUUGAUAACGACAUGAGGGAGGCGACAAUAGGGAACGAUAGAGAAGAACCAAAAGGGGAUAAAAGCCAAUACUUUGUAACGCGAUAUGAUGAUGGAUUUAAAUAUUAAACGGACGAGAGCCUAGAUGGAACGACAGACGAUGGCCAUUUCUUUUCAGCAUGAAGUUAGCUAUUAUGUGAUAUUAGGGCACCCGCCUGAGUUUGUAUAGAUUUUUUCUGGGCGUUUUGCGGAUAAUUAUUAUUUGCUAGAUGCCAUUUUAGAUAGAGCAAUUGAUAGUAGAAAAAGAUUCUGAAUAAAGAAACUGAAAUAGCGGCGA
Molecule: messenger RNA, 1968 nt
Organism: Trichoderma atroviride IMI 206040
Lineage: Eukaryota; Fungi; Ascomycota; Sordariomycetes; Hypocreales; Hypocreaceae
Biological process (GO): phospholipid biosynthetic process
Cellular component (GO): membrane
Molecular function (GO): phosphotransferase activity, for other substituted phosphate groups
Source: RefSeq, a predicted model, not a curated record